Molecule: messenger RNA, 1035 nt
Organism: Coccomyxa subellipsoidea C-169
Lineage: Eukaryota; Viridiplantae; Chlorophyta; Trebouxiophyceae; Coccomyxaceae
Exons: 6
Coding region: 136-723 (195 amino acids)
Molecular function (GO): protein binding
Source: RefSeq, a predicted model, not a curated record
UGGGAUGCAGCAUUAAGCACUGUUUCUCAAGCUUGCAAUCUAAUUAGGGGUGAGAAGUAUACCUGAUUUCUGCAGUCGCCUCGACAAGAUCUUACGCUGCUAUAUUGGUGACACGGGAUUACCUAGCUCCUUUGGAUGGUAGAUCUUGGUCGAAUACAGAAAGAACUAAAGGAGAUCGACCGCGAUAGGACGUCAGGCGUGACUGUGCAGCUCACUGGCAGCAACCUGCAGAGGCUCACUGGUUUCGUUGAGGGCCCCAGGGACACGGCCUAUGAGGGCGGGUACUUUGUGGUCGACAUCCAACUAGAUGACCAGUACCCCUUUGUGCCGCCCAAGAUGCGGUUCAGAAGCAAGGUGUGGCACCCCAACGUGAGCAGCGCCAAUGGGGCGAUCUGUUUGGACAUUCUGAAGGACCAGUGGAGCCCAGCGCUGACCCUCAAGACUGCGCUGCUCUCCCUGCAGGCCCUGCUGUCCUCACCGCAGCCAGAUGACCCCCAGGAUGCAGUGGUGGCCCGGCAGUACCUGACAGACAACGCCACAUUCCAACGGACUGCUCGCAUGUGGACAGAGAACUUUGCGCACAGGUCACAGGCGGCGACAGAGGAUGAGAAAGUGCUUCGGCUGGCUGACAUGGGGUUUACUAAGGAGGCUGCCAGCGUGGCGCUGCAGAGCGCGCAUGGGGAUGAGAACGCUGCGCUAGAACUGCUCCUGACUGCUGUAUAGCAUGAAAAUUCUGAUGGUGCCUGCCUCCUUAGAGAAAGAGGAAUCCAGACAUCAAAGAUCCCUCUUUGUAUCAACAAUGCCAAAGAUGCUGACUGGCAGUCACAAUCUGAGGGGUGUUUAUUAGGCAGAGCUCACAUGUGACAUUUUUGGAAGUUGUGCCAGGCAAUGUUGCAACUGUCCAUGGAAUGGAGACAGAAAAUAACAAGCAUUGCUACAUGCUGAUGUUGACGUCAACAAAGUGAUCAAACUAUUUUGGCAGGGCUCAGCGUGCGACAGUCAAAUCUAGAGAAAUUUUUAAUGAGCACAAUUUGG